Molecule: messenger RNA, 933 nt
Organism: Tarenaya hassleriana
Lineage: Eukaryota; Viridiplantae; Streptophyta; Magnoliopsida; Brassicales; Cleomaceae
Product: glycine-rich RNA-binding protein 2, mitochondrial
Exons: 5
Coding region: 54-371 (105 amino acids)
Molecular function (GO): RNA binding
Source: RefSeq, a predicted model, not a curated record
UAUUAAUUGCAAUACCAAUUUGAUGGUCGACCAAGUGAUCUUCCUUCGGUGAAAUGUCGGCGGCUACAGGUGUUUCUCGUAUUGUACGAGCAACACCAUUCCGAAUGGUUUCUGUCCGUGGAUCUUGCUCCAAGUUAUUUCUCGGAGGGCUUUGUUAUGACACGAACGAACCCGUCCUCAAGGAUGCAUUUCAGAAGUACGGAGAAGUCAUUGAAGUUAAAGUGAUAUGCGAUCAUGUGAGCGGGAAAUCAAAAGGUUACGGCUUUGUACGAUUCCAUUCAGAAGAAGCGGCCGCCAAAGCCCUUGCAUCCAUGAACAAUCAGCUACUCGACGGUAGAAACAUCCGCUUAGAAUAUGCACGCAAAGGAUGAUCAUUUUGUCUGCUCAAAGAUGAAACCAGUAAGAAUCUGAUCCGGGGCCUCCACUCUUUGCUGCUUCAACGAAAAUUAAUCGGCUAUCGACAAUCUGGGAAGAAAAGAAAAGGAUCAGAGACAGAUAUAGUUCAUGUUUAAAGGAGCUCAAAACUGCCAUGGACACCGUUUGCUUUUUCUCAUGCAUAUGAUGUGAUUACUGUCACACCCUCUUACUCUUAACAGAAAUUAUGUCUGAUCCACUAAAACAUAUCUCUAGUUUUGUUGUUUGUCACAUAAGAGCGUAGUAAACAAUCUACAAAGUUACUUCGAAGUCUAUAGCCGUGAAUCAUCACAGAAUCAUCAACGAGAAUACUGCAAGAGAAACUCAACCUAAGAGACAAGGAAAAUGGUUCAUCUGCAGGAACCCAUAUCAGCUACAACCUACUUAAGAAUCAUAACUGACCCUGGUUCGAAUUCGAUGAAGAUAAAUACCAAUAUCACAACCCAAGAUUGAAUACUCAUUCACGAACACAAUACUGUAACACAGGCAGAAGACUAGACAGAUGGUAGGAUUGAUGGA